AUGGAUUCAGGCGAGGUUCGCCCGCGCAAGCCUUUGGCUGUCACCGCUAGCGAGCUUCAGAAGCACUCGAGUAAACCCUCCACCGAGCCCCGCCUCAAAUAUGGCAUUACCAUGCAGGUACUUCGAUCGCUACUGCUGGCUGCGUGGUUUAACGGAUGCUGCAUCGUCGUUUUUGUGACUCAACUGGUCGGCUCCCCGCUUUACCUGAUCAACAAAGACUACUUCUACUCCUACAUGGCCUACACGAAACAGUGUUUCGGAUUGAUGAUUACAGCUCUCACGGAAUGGGGUGCCCCAACACUCUUUCGAGUUAGUGGUGAUGAGAGCGUACGAGGACAGCUCCAUCUAACGGAAGAUGGUAUGCUGCAGGCCAGCUUCCCGGAACGCCUGGUCAUGAUCGCAAACCACCAGGUCUACACCGACUGGAUUUAUCUCUGGUGGUUCGCAUAUACCAAUGUGAUGCACGGCCGCGUUUACAUUAUUUUGAAGGAGUCGCUCAAGUAUAUCCCCAUCAUGGGUCAGGGCAUGAUGUUCUACGGCUUUAUCUUCAUGGCCCGGAAAUGGCAAUCUGAUAAGCCUCGGCUUCAGUACCGCCUGGAGAAGCUCAAGACCCGGCACAGCGGAUCGCAUUCCGGCAACCCACAAUACGAUCCUAUGUGGCUGAUGAUCUUCCCGGAGGGUACUAAUCUUUCCAUCAAUACGAAGACGCGGAGCGAUGCGUAUGGAGCAAAGCAGAACCUUGCCUCUCUCAAGCACAUGAUUCUUCCACGGUCGACCGGGCUAUUCUUCUGUUUACAGCAAUUGCGCGGAACACUGGACUACGUUUACGAUUCUACUAUUGCCUAUGAGGGCCCGCCAAAGGGAAGCUAUCCCGACAAAUACUUCACUCUGCGCUCAACCUAUGGACAGGGACGCCCUCCGACCUCGGUCAACAUGCACUGGAGACGUUUCGCUGUCUCUGAAAUUCCUCUCGAUGACCAGAAGGAAUUCGAGGCCUGGCUACUUGCUCGAUGGGUUGAGAAGGACCAGCUCAUGGACCAGUAUUUCGAAACCGGUAGAUUCCCUUCCGAGCUGGCUGGAUCCAUCGAAGCCAAGAAGGCUACCGAAGAGCAGAAGAUCGCCAUCUCAGCUGGCUAUAUUGAGUCUAAUGUUCGAUUGCACCACUGGGCCGAGCUGGGCAAGAUCUUCAUGGUGCUGGCGGGACUCGGGUUCCUGUGUCGGUUCAUUGGCAGCUGGUUUGGCUAA
Molecule: messenger RNA, 1245 nt
Organism: Penicillium cinerascens
Lineage: Eukaryota; Fungi; Ascomycota; Eurotiomycetes; Eurotiales; Aspergillaceae
Product: lysophospholipid acyltransferase family protein
Exons: 2
Coding region: 1-1245 (414 amino acids)
Cellular component (GO): endomembrane system
Molecular function (GO): acyltransferase activity
Source: RefSeq, a predicted model, not a curated record